GUCACCGUCGUCGGGGACCUGCACGGGUGCAUGCCGUCGCUGCGCGCGGCUCUCCGGGUGUGCGCCGACCUGAGCGGCGGCGCACGCACCUCGGCCAUCUUCGCGGGCGAGGGGACGGCGACCAUGGUCUUCAACGGCGACUUUGUCGACCGCGGCGCCAACUCGCUCGAGGUCCUCUGCUCGCUCCUGCUGCUCCGCUUUGCUCAGCCGGACGGCUCGGUCGUGCUGCUCCGCGGCAAUCACGAGGACGCGCUCCUCUCCGCGGCGUACGGCUUUGCGGACGAGGUGCAGGCCAAGCACGCGGCCGCGCACGAGGAGGUGUGGGAGGCUGUCUCCGACCUCUUCGCCGCCCUCCCGCUCUGCGCGCUCACCUCGCACGCCGCCAUCGUCCACGGCGGCCUGCCCGGGCCAGAGCUCGACCUCGGCGCCGUCAGCAGCAUCGCUCGCGGGCGCGACGACCUGCGCUCGGUGCUGCAGCCAGAGGGGCAGCCGGAUGCCGCUCUCAUCCAGGGACUCGUCUGGUCGGAUCCGUCGUACGACGACGGCCUUCACACCAACGAGAGCCGCGGCGGCGCGGGCUUCAUCUUUGGCCCGGACGUAGCCCGCGCGUGGCUCGAGCGGCAGGGCCUCCGCUACCUCGUGCGUUCGCACCAGGUGAAGCCCGACGGGUGGGAG
Emiliania huxleyi CCMP1516 is the source of this 675-nucleotide messenger RNA. RefSeq lists its product as hypothetical. The annotation marks the transcript as partial. The record is from RefSeq and is a predicted model, not a curated record. Gene Ontology annotation, molecular function: protein serine/threonine phosphatase activity. The transcript has a single exon. NCBI's taxonomy places the organism in Eukaryota, Haptophyta, Isochrysidales, Noelaerhabdaceae. Gene Ontology annotation, cellular component: nucleus; cytosol.